UCAAGCAAAUUUAGUUUCCGAACGCACCGUCAGCGCUCUCAACGAAGGACGUCGUGAAAAACUAGGAAAAGCCAAAUCAAAGUCGUCCAUAUUUGUUUGGUGCGCUCUUGCCCGCGGCUAUUGAAAAUUUUAGGACCAACGAGUCAGUGAAAUUUUGCAGAGUGGCGAAGAUUACGCCGUACCCGAGCAUGAGUUACUCAGGGAGGAGUAAAUUCGAGAUCGGUCGGUUCUCGGGCGAGGAUGAGAACCACAUCAACAAGAAGCUGCCGAAGGAGCUGCUGCUGCGGAUCCUGUCGUACCUGGACGUCGUGUCGCUCUGCCGCUGCGCCCAGGUUUCGAAACUAUGGAAUAUUCUGGCUCUCGACGGCUCCAACUGGCAGCGGAUAGACCUCUUCGAGUUCCAGAGAGACGUCGAGGGUCCCGUUAUAGAGAACAUAUCGCAGCGCUGCGGCGGGUUCCUCCGUCAGCUCUCCCUCCGAGGGUGCGAGAGCAUAGCUGAUGGUUCUAUGAAGACCCUCGCACAGUCAUGCCCAAACAUCGAAGAUUUGAACCUGAACAAAUGCAAGAAGCUCACCGAUCAAACAUGCCAGGCACUCGGCAGGCGAUGCAGCAAGCUACAGAGGAUAAAUCUGGACUCUUGCCCCAGUAUCUCGGACAUAUCACUGAAAGCGCUGUCGGACGGAUGUCCGCUCCUGACGCACGUGAACGUGUCGUGGUGCCAGUCCAUCACGGAGAACGGUGUGGAGGCGUUAGCUCGUGGCUGUCCUAAACUAAAGAGCUUCAUAUGCAGAGGCUGCAAGAAUGUGAACGACAGAGCUGUGUCGUGCCUGGCCAUAUACUGUCCGGACCUGGAGGUGCUCAAUGUACAGGGCUGCGAAAGCUUAACAGACGAGUCCAUAUCCAAGUUGAACGGCGGCAUGCGGCUCCUCUGCGUGUCGGGGUGCUCGCGCCUCACCGACGCGGCGCUGGCGGCGCUGGCGGCGCGCUGCCCGGAGCUGGUGACGCUGGAGCUGGCGCAGUGCACGCAGCUCACGGACGCCGGCUUCCAAGCUCUAGCCAGGAGUUGCCGGCUGCUGGAGCGGAUGGACCUGGAGGAGUGCGUGCUCAUCACUGACGUCACGCUAGUGCACUUGUCCAUGGGCUGCCCCCGGCUCGAGAAACUGACGUUGUCCCACUGCGAGCUGAUAACGGACAACGGCAUCAAGCAACUCUCCAUGUCCCCCUGCGCCGCGGAGCACCUCACCGUGUUGGGUCUAGACAACUGUCCGCUGGUGACGGACGGGGCGCUGGAGCACCUGACUUCGUGCCACAACCUGCAGCUGAUCGAGCUAUACGACUGCCAGUUGGUCACUAGGAACGCCAUCCGGAAACUUAGGAACCACCUGCCCAACAUAAAGGUGCACGCGUACUUCGCGCCGGUGACGCCGCCGGCGGCGGGCGGCGCCGCGCGCCCGCGCUACUGCCGCUGCUGCGACAUCAUAUGAUCGACCACCACACACAACGGUGGUAACGUGAACCGGUAAAUCUACGUGUCGUCAUACUUCCGAUUCGUGCUGUAUACACCGUGCUGCUCGGUACUACAGGAUUAUUCGUGCUGUAUACACCGUGCUGAUCGGUACUACAGGAUUAUGAGAUAUGAGUGCUGGGACUAAAGGUCUACAUAAAUGUGCGAAUUAUCACGUUUUUAUGGCGUUUUUCGUCUUAGUCGACUCGGGCAAGGCUCGGAAUCGAUUUAACCCUUUUCUUGGCAACGUAUCAUAUAAGAUACAUAAUUUUACACCCUAUUUUUGUAUUUUGUUCAAAAAGCAUUUUGUUGCUUUAUCAGGCGCAAGUGAGGCUUGAACUCACGUAUUUUUUUUUUUAAUUUUGCCAAGUAAAAGUUAAAGGGACCGGUUAAUUUAAUAUCGGUUUAUUCCGGUUUCUAUUAGAACUUGAAAACGCGAACGUUUUAAGGGCUUUAUUUAGCAUGAAUGAACCGUUUAUUUGACAAGCACGUGAGGCGGGCAGUGGGCAGGAGGGUAGUUAAGAUUUUGAACCGAUUAUUGUUUAUUACCAGUUAAAGGUUCUAUACCGGUUUAAAAAUAACGGUUUUUGGAACGAAACUGCAAUAAAAUGUUUUAUGUCACAUAUGAUAAAUAAUUUAACCGGUAUCCGAGCCUUGUUUUACUAGCACGACUAAUUGAAAAACCGGUAAAGUCGGUAAUGGUCAUGAAUGUCACUAAUAUCAUAGCUAUACGGGCGUAAAGGGAAUGAGUUAAAUAAAAGAAAGAAAGAGGAAAUAUUAAUACACCGGGGGCAUAUUGAAUAACAACAUGUAAUAUGAAUUAUAUGAAUGUAAAAAUGUCCAUAUUGUAAUAAAUACCAGCAUGUAUUCAAUACUGUUUCAUAGUGAAGUUAGUCUUAAAUAUAUUAAAAACGGGUCACUCACGUAUUCGGUCCGUCACUGUAAACGCAAGCUCCUGAUGACACUACUCAGUACGGAGUGAAACAUGUCGAGCGUUUUUCGACUUAAAAUACGUGAGUGACCCUGAUUUAAACUUUCACGAUUAUUAAACAUUAUCAAACUGCACAACGGGACCUAAUCGCGUAUUUAAGUUUUAAGAUUUACCUCCAACGUUUCGAGGACGGCGUUGUCCCCGUGGUCUCGGAGAAGACUGGCUCAAGUUGACAUCAACAUCUUCUAGCCGCGCGAGUUUUUCGAACUACCCGCACUUGGUCUUGUUUAUCAGUUUGAACGUUUAACGUUGAACGUUGGAGGUAAAUCUUAAAACUUAAAUACGCGAUUAAGUCCCGUUGUGCAGUUUGAUAACGUGAGUGACCCGUUUUUAAUAUAUUUAAUAGUCUGUGUCUCACGGAAGUUUUGUUAUUAAAAGUUAGUCUUAAGAUAGCUAAUUUCUAUUUAGGGUUUGGAAGCGACAGUUGUUGGCGGGACACUUGAAAAGUGCCCUUCGUGUAUGUAAUCAAUGUAAUUAUAUUUUGAACUCAUUUCACGUCUGAAAUGGAAUUUGUAACAUUUUAUGUUGGGAGGGAGAUUGCUUAUCUAUACAAAUGCGGUCACCAUUUUGUUCCCUGGAUAUUAGGCAUUAUGGAAAACAAUUUUACUAAAUUUGAUGUACAGUCACCUGCAAUAAUAUGUUACUCUUCGAAAGCCGCAAAAAUAUGUGACACGCUCUUAUGGCUCUACAAAUAAGAUCAUGUCAGAUAUUUUUGCGGCCUCCGAAGAGUAACAUAUUAUUGCAGGUGACUGUACAUAUUAACCAUUAUGCGAUUGACUUCGAUUUUUUUUAUUAAACGUUUUUUUUUGUGUUAGACGCGAAAAAAUGUAUAAAAUAAUUUGUAAGCUCUUAAAACUUGUAUAAAAAUAAAAAAGACAAAGAGCAUAGCUGUGGUUAAUACAUCAAAUUGUGUUAAAAUAAAAUAUUUUCUAAAUAUUAAUAUCCAGAGAGGAAAAUAUGGACUAUGUUUUGUAUAGAGAAGGGGCGGCCACUUACCUCUAAUGGCUCUAACCUAACAUAUACUAGUGUAUCAUAUACGAAAUUGUCGAAAGUCCGUCUAUUUGUGUUGUUUGAAUCAUUCUAAGUUGUGUAAUAAUAAUCCUUUUGAGUUUAAAAACAGGAUUAUUUAACCUUUUCUCUGCCACUGACUGUACAGUUUAAAAACAAAAGUGCAUUUUUACAAGUCAUUUUAUACCGAAAAUGGCUUCUAAGGGGUUAAGAGAAGGAAAUAGUUUAUCCCUUCCAUCUUUUUAAUUUACUAAACACAUUUUUCCUUAUGUAUCUUAUAAGAUACAUAUAAAAGCCGGGAUGGUUACGUACAUAAUUGUUUUAAAUGUUAGUUGACAAGAUACAUUUACUAUGUCCAGUCGCCAUCAGAUAUAUCGGAGCAGUCGAGGUACUCAUAAAUAUCUGAACACGCCUCUAUUGUCAAGGCGAGGCGUGUUCAGAUAUCUUUGAGCAUCUCGGCCGCUCCGAUAUAUUUAAUGGCGACUGAUCAUAUACUGAAUAUGUAAUUUAAAAAUACGAUUUUCUAACCAGAGUAAUUCGCCAGCAACUGGCCGGUUUUAGUAAUUGGCCACCAAAUGAAUUAUAUUCACCUAUAAACAGAGUUAAUUUUAGUAUAAGGUUUCAAUAACUGGCCAGCCUUCAAUAACUAGCCGCCUUAUACUUAAAAUGAAUUCUAUUUAUAGGUGAAUAGAAUUCAUUUUUAGUUUAGGGUGGCCAAUUACUAAAACCGGCCAGUUACUGGCGAAUGGGGUUGGCAACUGUCAAAGGUUUGCCUAGAUGGCGCCAUCAUAGCUUGCCCCUUUUUCUAUGAGAUUUGGCUUAAAGAGCUGGCAUCCAGGGUAUUAAAAAAACAAAAAUUUGACACAAUUCUAGGGAUUGACGGGGCAAGCUAUGAUGGCGCCAUCUGAUAAAAACUUCCACCGGCCAACCCCAUUACCCCACCUAUCAACGAAUUAAUAAUGUCACACUUUGGUUGAUUGAAUCGUAUGUUUCAAUAAAUAUAACAUAUAUGUGAAAGGCUUUAAGAAUGCUAAUUAGUUAUGUUAAGAUUUGUAGAUAACAGCGGCGGGGUGUUACACUGUAGGCACAGAAUAAAUAAUAGUACCUACUCGGUACAGAAGGUUCACUCUCUAACAAAAUGCGUCUAUUACGACAGAUAUGACCGCUAGGUGGCGCAAACGGGAGCAGGCAUGCGUUCCGUAGCGGUGCGCGGCAACUACUACUGCUAGACACCAUAAUUGGUGUGGGCCGCAUGUACUUGUAGCGAGGCGACGAAAUCGCGGAGUGAGCCACGCCUGGUUAAAGCUAAAGAAUAACGACCCGAUUCGAACUUUACUAUACGUUAAAAAUUAGUUCUGGCUCUGGAUACGAUAUGGAUCGGAUAUUUCGGUGUCAAAUGUGACGUUUUUGUUUGAAGAACCAUAUCGUAUCUAGUGCUAAAUUUUGACGUAUAUUAAAGUUGGAAUCAGGCCGAAACGGUCUUUAAAUAGGCUAGCCUGUGGGUUCUACUUAUGGACGCUCCGCCCCUGGUAGUUAAAUAAAUAUUUAUGAGCUGGUUAUAUUAUAAUAUUACGUAUGGAGUUAUGUGAUGAUGAUUAUAAUUAAAUAUAUUGAUGAUUAUUAAUUAAUUAUAAUUAUAUUCGCUCGUCGACAAGAGAGGAUUGCUCAGGUAAAUACGGGAUGUUUUUGCAACAUUUAGCUAAAUUCGAAGUGAUUACCUAUGUAAAGGCCUGUCCACAUAGGAUGCGUGCGCGGAGACGGGCACGUGCGCGUUGUAAUAUACAGAUCCUUAUGGGAGACGGCACACCGCUUGCGUGACGUGCGCGUGCGCCGCUCCAACAUUUUAACGCACACCCACGCAUGCACACAAAAAAUUGUUAUUUCUUAAAUUUCGGCAAUUUUUUUCGUUAAUUUAGGGGAUCUACUUAUAGUAAAAGUUAUGCACUAAGUUCUAGGGUAAUUCGCCAGUAACUGGCCACCUGUUAGUAACUGGCCACCCUAAACUAAAAAUGAAUUCUAUUCACCUAUAAACAGAAUUCAUUUUAGUGAAAGAAUUCAGUAUAAGGUGGCUAGUUAUUGAAGGCUGGCCAGUUACUGAAAUCGUAUCCUAAAAUGAAUUCUGUUUAUAGGUGAAUAGAAUUCAUUUUUAGUUUAGGGUGGCCUGUUAUUGGCCGGUGGCCAGUUACUGGCGAAUCACCCCACAUAUUCAACUCGAAGUUUAGCUAGCUUUGCAAAACAACAGUCGCGUCACGACAUGUUAUGGUGACGAGUGUAAUAGGCCCCUCAAGUAAAUAUGAAAUAUAACCGCUCGGUAUAAUAUUAUAAUUAUGUGAUAUGUAACUUAGCUGUAAGUUUACUAAUGGUGUGAUAUUUCACGUAAUGCUUUUACAAAAGUUGUGCAUUGAAUAAAAUCAUUUUUUUAA
This is a messenger RNA of Cydia splendana, 5926 nucleotides long. RefSeq names its product F-box/LRR-repeat protein 20. The coding region runs from base 189 to 1484 and encodes 431 amino acids. NCBI's taxonomy places the organism in Eukaryota, Metazoa, Arthropoda, Insecta, Lepidoptera, Tortricidae. The record is from RefSeq and is a predicted model, not a curated record. Gene Ontology annotation, molecular function: protein binding. Gene Ontology annotation, biological process: SCF-dependent proteasomal ubiquitin-dependent protein catabolic process. The transcript is spliced from 14 exons. Gene Ontology annotation, cellular component: SCF ubiquitin ligase complex.